UAAACUGAAGAUGAAGGACAGCAACACAACUGCAGCCUGUGUGAUGCAGUGGGAUGGUGUGAGCUGUUGGCCGGCUGCUUCUGAAGGAGAGACCGUCUCUGUCAGCUGUCCUCUGCUGCUACUGAAGCCUCAAACUCCUCCAGUCUUCAUCACACGGAGCUGCACUGCUGCAGGCUGGAGUGAGCCGAGUGUGCCGUAUUAUAAAGCCUGUCUCUGUGAAGCUCCUGAGGAAGAUGAGGGCAUGAGGAAGGAGAAAAUCUACUUUGACACCCUGAAGACGAUCUACAGUGUUGGAUAUGGACUUUCUCUGGCUGCUCUCCUAAUCGCUGUGCUGCUCUUCUGCUGCUUCAGGAAGCUUCUCUGCCCACGUAACUACAUCCACCUGAACCUGUUCCUGACCUUCAUCCUCAGAAGCGUGGCCGUGUUCAUCAAAGAUUCAGUUUUAUUUGCAGACAAAAGCACAAACCACUGCACCUUGUCCACGGUCGGGUGUAAAGCCGCCAUGUCUCUCUUCCACUUCUGUGUUUUAUCAAACUUCUGCUGGCUGCUGGUCGAGGGUUUGUACCUGCAGACUCUCCUCAUCUUCACCUUUACUCAGACAACAAAGAUCUUCUGGAUCUACAUCUCUGUCGGCUGGGGCACUCCGUCACUGACCAUAGCGAUCUGGAUCCUCCUGAAAACUCAGUUUGACGAUGAGGGAUGUUGGGACGACCUCAGUAGCAGUUUGUGGUGGAUCAUCAAGAUUCCCAUCCUGCUCUCUAUCUUUAUAAACUUCAUGAUCUUCCUGAACAUCAGCAGGAUCAUCAUUCAGAAGACUAAGGCGUCACACAUGAACCAGAGUGAUACACACCUGUACAGGAGACUCGUCCACUCCACGCUGCUCCUCAUCCCUCUGUUCGGAGUUCACUACACGCUGUUUGCAAUGAUUCCUGAACACGUGGGAGUGAAGCUUCGACUCUUCUUUGAGUUGGUUUUAGGAUCCUUCCAGGGUCUGAUUGUUGCUCUGUUGUACUGCUUUCUUAAUGGAGAGGUCCAAAAAGAAAUCAGGAGCACAGUCAGAAGAUACUGGCCUGAGACAAAAACGACCAGCGUUCAUCUUCAAACCCAAGAAUAUCUCCACUAAAGACGAACCAAAGAAGACGUCAGAUCUAAUUGAUGAGAACUCCUGAUAGACUCUGAUUUUACUUUAUUCAAUGAAUCAAGAAGACUGUCAUCAGAAUAUCUCCUCAGCUUUCCUGUUUCUCUCUUUGUUAUGAUGUUUGUGAUCGUUAAUGAUAAUGCCUGAAAGUAAAAAUGUA
This is a messenger RNA of Cheilinus undulatus (humphead wrasse), 1298 nucleotides long. It is a transcript of the gene ghrhr2, whose product is annotated as growth hormone releasing hormone receptor 2. Gene Ontology annotation, molecular function: G protein-coupled peptide receptor activity; vasoactive intestinal polypeptide receptor activity; peptide hormone binding. NCBI's taxonomy places the organism in Eukaryota, Metazoa, Chordata, Actinopteri, Labriformes, Labridae. Gene Ontology annotation, biological process: adenylate cyclase-modulating G protein-coupled receptor signaling pathway; cell surface receptor signaling pathway. The transcript is spliced from 13 exons. The record is from RefSeq and is a predicted model, not a curated record. Gene Ontology annotation, cellular component: plasma membrane. The coding region runs from base 11 to 1123 and encodes 370 amino acids.